Messenger RNA from Bemisia tabaci, 2510 nucleotides. Lineage: Eukaryota; Metazoa; Arthropoda; Insecta; Hemiptera; Aleyrodidae. The record is from RefSeq and is a predicted model, not a curated record.
UUGAAGUUUGAGCUAAAAUAUCUGAAAAUUCAAGGGAAAAUACUCAUGAUAUUCUACAAAAAUGAAUGCUUUAUCGGGACAAAUGUGGCAACAAUCGAAUGUUAUACAGCGUUUUUUCUUAACAAGGCAGGAUUGAGGAAACUUAAAAAAUCAUAUGGACGAAAUGUAUGCAAAGAUUCCUUUAAUUAGUGGAAAAGGAAAAAGAAGAAAAAAUUGGAUUACUGGAUUUAAUUUCUGCAGCCAUAAAAAGCUCCAUGAAAAUCUGACUUAGGUCCUCUAGAUUUUAAUUUCACGAAGAACUGCGGAUGAGAAAAGGAAAAACUUUCAGAUAUCGAGUGAAAAAUAUUUUUGGAGAGGACAGAAUUCAUGAUGUAUAACCUUCAAUUGACGUUUCUUGACCCAUCAUCAUUAUUUCUUUUACUUUUUGAGUUGUUCAGAUUUUAAGUAGUGAAGACAUAGAUUUUAAGAUAGUAAGAUUAUAUCGGACAAAAUCUUCAAUGACUUAACGAUGACACAUUAGACUCAAACUACGAACAGGGGCCGAAUUUUGUCGGGUUUUUCACAUGGAGUGCAACAUCCAUCGAUGAGUUCAAACCGCACCACCGGCCAAUCAGAAGCGCUAAUCCGAAUUUAAGUGCAGUCGAGACCCGUCCUAAGUACACACGUAUUUAAAUACGUUGGAAGAACCGACAAAAUUCGGCCCCUGAGCUCAAGUAGCUUGAUAGGUGAAGUGUUGUACUCAUUAUAGAUAAAGAUCUAGUUUUGAUAAGCAAAAAGUAAAUAAAUAUGGUUAUCAGACUCGAUCUAAACAAUACGGCAACGAGAUGUAGUCUGAGACUGGAGCCUUUCAAAUGUGUGGAGCAGCAUGAAUUUAAGGUUUCUGGUUUUCUUCAUUCUUGGCACAAUCUGUUUUUCAGUCGGGGGAAAAGUGAUUAAAGACGAGUAUUUCAAUACUGUCCCAGGAGCAACUGUAACGUUUCAUUGCCCCAAUUAUGACGCCGCGACACCACAAAUUUACGCUGUGGACGAAGCUGAAGUUACUCCAGCAAUUCUAGAGUUAACUGAUGAAGACAUGGUCUCAGAUACGGGAUCCAUAGUGCUUGCAAACGUCAAUGAAAAUGAUUCAAAGAUGUACGUUUGCGCUGUGCCAGGGGACAAAGAUUACAAACAAGUGAGAAUUCAUGUGAAAGUUCAAGAAAAAUCUUCAUACUCUCACCAGGAAAUCAUUGAUGUUCCCUCCUUCCGACGAUUUCCGAUAGUAGGAGCAGCUGCCAAGGCCAAACGCAGGCAACAGAAGAAGAAAAGGCGAAAAAAAUACCUAACUGAGGAUGAAACAACAACAGCUUUGCCAUCAACAACGACAACAAAACCUCCAACAACAACAGACUUAGCUGAGAAUCCGGAUAAUCCACCCGGUGCAAAGCCUGACGAACUUGAGGAAUACAAAAACCGGACUGAGCUCCGAAAAACUCUUUACCCGCCUUCGAAACCAACAGUGAUGAAGGUGAGUGAUACGGAGGUGCAAGUAAAAUGGUCAAUCAACAUAAUGAAGGAUCACCCAGUCAAGUACUUUAUGAUCCAGUAUGUCGAAAAAAACCGCCUCAAUAUGGUCCUCGGCGGGGGAAAUGAAUGCCACGAUGUAGAAAACGUGCUAACCACCUUGUAUUGGCAUAACUUCGACCGUCUCAUGCCAGGACACUCAUAUCAGUUCAGAGUCGCAGCUGUUUAUGAUGCGCCAGACGAGAUAUCUGUGCUCAGCAAAAGCUCUGAAUGGAUUGACAUAAAAUAAUUAGGACUCGAUAACGUGCCAAACAGAAACCGACAUUCUUCAUUGAUUGUUCCAGGUUCCAGGUUGCUGCUGUCUAUGACGGAAAAAAGCUCCUAUUUAAGACGAGCGAAUGGUCCGAUUGGUUCUUGCUAUGAUGUAAAUCGUGCAAUCAGUCUCACCCCGUUUCUAAUCAAAAGUUCGGGGACUAUUUUCAGACUCUCCGUGCGCACUCCUAAGCCCAAUUCACACGGUUCAACUUUUCACUAUUCAUUGCUUCAAACUUUUGCAAAUGUUUACCGUGUCAUUCAAUUAGGAAAGAUUUCCACUUAAUAGAGUCAGAGGAAAAAGUAGAUGAACUUUUUAACUGUGUGAAUUCGGCUUAAAAUGCUAAUAUAAAUUACCGAAUAGCUCCAUGUGAAUUGUGAAUAUCGUCCAAUGAGCGUGCAAAAGAAAAUUAAUGGAACGCGCAAUAAACGCUUCAUAAGGUCCGGUUCCGGAUUUCCCUGUGACUAGUUAUACUUAGUCCAAAACUUUAAAGAUAAGCUGGGCUCCGUUUGUGAGCACAAGUUUCCUGAAACAAGUUUUAAUAAAAGUUAGUACUGUCUGAUUUGUAUGUAUGACUACUUAAUGAUUUAUAUAUUUAAUUGUGUAAAUAUAAUGUUUUUCGAUAUUAUUUUACAUGAGUUUGUAAAUGAGUGUACAAAUCGACAAAAAGACAACAUAAAAUACUAUCGUAAAACCA